Messenger RNA from Exophiala mesophila, 793 nucleotides. RefSeq lists its product as uncharacterized. NCBI's taxonomy places the organism in Eukaryota, Fungi, Ascomycota, Eurotiomycetes, Chaetothyriales, Herpotrichiellaceae. The transcript is spliced from 2 exons. The coding region runs from base 1 to 753 and encodes 250 amino acids. The record is from RefSeq and is a predicted model, not a curated record.
AUGGCGUCCCAGAAUGCUGUGGGCCCACAGCCAAAUGUUCAACGCAUGGUACAAUCCGUUCACACCUUUGCUGACAACUUCACCGAGGAAUUGGCAAGACUACAAAAUGUACCUGCAAUGGCUGAAGGCAACGCAAUUCAGGAUGACAUCACUCGGACUCUCACUAGCCUAGAUCAGAUCCGCGCUCAGAUCCGAACUGGACUGAAUCAGAUGGGCAAUCGAAUGGAUACGUCUGUUGCUCAAAUGACUCAGAUGAACGCUCGAAUGGAUAUGUUUGCUGCUGCAAUCACUCAGAUGAACACUCGAAUGGAUAUGUUUGCCGUUGCAAUCACUCAGAUGAACGCUGCAACCACUCAGAUGAACGGUGCAAUCAAUCAGAUGACCAGUGCAAUCACUCAGGUGGACGCUGCAAUCACUCGGAUGAACAUUGACAUGACCGCGAGCAACAAUCGAAUGAAUCGAGGAUUGAAUGAGUUCACCCUUCGCGUCAAAGCAAUUGAUCGAAACACCAUGGCACGAGUUCAGAAUUCCCUGCUCGCAAAUCCUACAGAUCAACUCGAGUUGCUGGUGGAUCCCUCAACCAAUGGCCCAAUUAGAGGACAUCCCAAAACCCCAGGAGAUAUUACAACAAUGAAACAAGCAACACUUACUGACGUCUUGUUGAAGUUCAACUUGUGUCACCUUGGAGAUCGACUGGCAAAGGAGAAUCGCUUGAGACUGUACAUUGGUCUUCCACCAGUUACUCAUCCAUAAACGAGGUUCUCAGUGGAAGCCAAGUUAGCACAAACUGUAC